AAUUAAAGUGUCCUGUGAGCCUGUGACUCCUGUCUUCACCUUGUAGCCUUUUCCCUUUGUCCCUCCCUUCUCUCAUUAGUUCUGAGUUGUAGAGCACUAGAAAGGAGCUCAAUGGUCUGAGACUCCAAGCUAUUGGAUUCCUUCCUUCACAUCCAUCCAUGGCUUCUCUUCCCAUUUCGCCUUCCCAUCGCAUAGACGUGUUUUGGCACGAAGGAAUGCUCAAGCACGACGCAGGAACCGGCGUCUUCCAUUCGGCCAUGGAUCCAGGGUUCCUCGCUGUACUGGAAAAGCAUCCUGAAAAUUCAGAUCGGGUGAAGAACAUGGUCAGCAUCCUCAAAAAGGGCCCAAUCUCUCCCCAUAUCUCCUGGCAUACAGGAAGGCCCGCUAAGAUUCCUGAGUUGCACUCGUUUCACUCUCCAGAAUAUAUAACCGAACUUGUUCAAGCGGAUGAAGCUGGAGCUAAGAAACUCUGUUGGGGGACUUAUUUGAACCCUGGUUCUUGGGAUGCUUCUCUUCUUGCUGCUGGUACUGCACUAUCGGCAAUGAAGCAUAUACUUGAUGGGCAUGGAAAGAUUGCAUAUGCAUUAGUUCGUCCGCCUGGUCACCAUGCUCAGCCUACUCAAGCUGAUGGUUAUUGCUUCCUUAAUAAUGCUGGUCUUGCUGUUCAAUUGGCUUUAGACUCUGGUUGCAGAAGGGUUGUAACUAUUGACAUUGAUGUCCAUUCCGGGAAUGGUACUGCAGAGGGGUUUUAUCGUUCGGAUGAUGUUCUUACAAUUUCUCUUCAUAUGAAUCAUGGUUCAUGGGGUCCAUCGCAUCCGCAGCGUGGGUCAGUUGAUGAGCUUGGUGAAGGUAAAGGGUUGGGCUUUAAUCUAAAUAUACCUCUACCUAAUGGAACUGGUGAUCUGGGUUAUGAGUAUGCCAUGAAUGAAUUGGUUGUCCCUGCUAUUCACAAGUUUGAGCCGGAAAUGAUUGUUAUGAUUAUCGGCCAAGAUUCUAGUGCUUUUGAUCCCAAUGGAAGGCAGUGCUUAACAAUGGAGGGCUAUCGGGAGAUUGGGCGGAUAGUGCGUAAACUGGCUGAUAAGCACAGCAAUGGAUGCAUCCUGAUUGUCCAGGAAGGUGGAUACCAUAUUACAUAUUCAGCAUACUGUCUGCAUGCGACGCUCGAAGGUGUUCUCAAUCUCCCACUUGCUCUUUUAUCUGAUCCCAUUGCUUAUUAUCCAGAAGAUGAGGCCUUAGCAUCCAAAGUUGUUGACUCCAUCAAGCGAUACUGGAAAGAUCUUGUACCACUUUUUGUAGAAGAUUAAUCAAUUAGGUAUGUUCUCUCUUUUCAUGUGAGUAAGUUCCUUCCAUUUUGUGAAAUUGCCACUCAAAUGGAUAAAGUUUGAUUGUAUAUAUAUAAAAUAAGGAAGAAAUGCUCAGUGGUCUCUUGCCCUGCUAUAUUGUAGUUUCUGAAAUGGUCAAAGAAAAAUUUGGUAUUGCACUUGAUUUGAUUACAAUGGAAGUGAUAUUUAUGUUUAAAA
Macadamia integrifolia is the source of this 1520-nucleotide messenger RNA. Its product is annotated as histone deacetylase 8-like. NCBI's taxonomy places the organism in Eukaryota, Viridiplantae, Streptophyta, Magnoliopsida, Proteales, Proteaceae. The transcript is spliced from 3 exons. Bases 159 to 1304 code for a protein of 381 amino acids. The record is from RefSeq and is a predicted model, not a curated record.